AUGUCUUCUGAGUCGCUAUCUCGUCGCUCCUUUUUGGGGCUGGAAAGGUGCCAUGUCUUCAUCACUGGAGCCAGUGGUGCCAUUGGAGGCGAAGCUGUGAGGGAAUUCUUAGAUCAUGGAUGUCUUGUCACAGCCUACGAUAGCCAGCCACUCCAGCUUUCCGGAAUCGAUGCAGAAAGAUUCUCGAGGCUCCACCUCUUGAAUGGAGAUGUUAUCAACGAGGAAUCCGUCAAGUCUGGAUUCUCGGAUGCCGAAGAAAGAUUUGGACCAGCAAACAUAUUGAUUGUCAACUCUUCUGCUGAAGACUCGACGGCGAAAAUUCCUAUCUGGGAGUUGUCGUUAGCUGACUGGAAGAAGAAUUAUCAGACAAAUGUUCAGGGUUCCUUCCUGGUCAUCAAACACUUCCUUCGAUCUCUACACGAAGCCCAACAAACCUCGGGGACCCAACUUACAAGUCCCGCAAUCGUUGUUACAGAGACAGAAAAUGGGUCGGGACUUUCUGCGGGCAAAGCUGGCCUUCACUAUGGCUUGCUCAACGGUGUUCGUGACGAAAUACUCCGUCUCGAUGCUGAAGGACGCAUCAAUGCCGUUGCUCCUGGUAUCGUGAAUGGGCAGCAAGGCCCCGAGCCAGCUGAUGUAGCACGGACUAUGGCUUUCCUUGCCUCGAAGCGUGCAGCCGGCCAUAUCUCUGGACAAUGCAUUCGGGUUGAGCGAGGCAAGCAAGAUCCGAUUGCCAGUACCACUCAACCUCCGAAAUCUAUCGUCAAAAAGGAGUUUGCAGCGUCGAUUCCCAGAUCAUUGCCAAAGCCAAAGCGCAAUAAAAUUCGCGUAGCUGUUUCGAUUGAUUUGGAUGCAGUUUCAGGCUGGCUCGGAACAAAUUCCCAUCCAGACAAUAAUCUGGCUGACUAUUCAGCUGGGUUCUUCGCCGCUCGAGUCGGUGUUCCCCGCCUUCUUCGCAUGCUGAAGAAGUUGGAUCUUUCCGAGCGUUGUACUUGGUUCAUUCCCGGACACUCUGCCGAGAGCUUCCCCGAGGAGGUAAAACAGGUUGUUGCUUCGGGGUGUGAGGUUGGCCUGCACGGCUACGCGCACGAGGGUGCUUAUCAGCUCACCCCGGAGCAAGAGCGUGACGUGCUUGUUCGAUGCAUAGAGAUCGCUCAAAACCUGACCGGGAAGAAACCAGUCGGCUAUCGCGCGCCACUCUAUCAGCUGCGCGAGUCAACGCUUGAUCUUCUUGAGGAAUUCGGCUUUGAAUACGAUGCUUCUCUGACGGAUCAUGACUGCCAUCCAUUUUUUGCACCACGACGUCCAGCGCUGCAACCUAUUGAUUUCUCCAAGCCCGCCUCGACAUGGAUGCAUCCAGUCAAAGAAUCGCCAACUUUGCCAGACAGACGCCCUCUUGUCUGUGUACCUUGCAAUUACUAUAUGGAAGACAUGACACCGAUGCAGUUCCUUCCGCACACUGAAAACUCGCAAGGCUAUGUUGAUGUACGUGUGAUCGAGAAUCUCUGGCGGGACCGAUUCUUGUGGAUUCGGGAUAACGAAGAGGAACCUGUAUUCCCUGUUCUCAUGCAUCCGGAUACUAGUGGCAUGGCUCAUGUCAUUGGUAUGCUGGAACGGACUUUGAGUUGGUUGAAAGAGUGGGAGCGUGAGGGCGAGGUUGAAUUUUUGCAAACUGGGCAAAUUGCGCGUUGGUGGAAAGAUAAAAUGCCGUCAAAGCAAACUGCAUAA
Messenger RNA from Penicillium cosmopolitanum, 1728 nucleotides. RefSeq lists its product as uncharacterized. Gene Ontology annotation, biological process: carbohydrate metabolic process. The transcript is spliced from 4 exons. Gene Ontology annotation, molecular function: hydrolase activity, acting on carbon-nitrogen (but not peptide) bonds. Bases 1 to 1728 code for a protein of 575 amino acids. The record is from RefSeq and is a predicted model, not a curated record. Lineage: Eukaryota; Fungi; Ascomycota; Eurotiomycetes; Eurotiales; Aspergillaceae.